Molecule: messenger RNA, 2859 nt
Organism: Triticum turgidum subsp. durum (durum wheat)
Lineage: Eukaryota; Viridiplantae; Streptophyta; Magnoliopsida; Poales; Poaceae
Source: the annotation of a GenBank genome assembly
AUGGAGGCGGCUCUGGUGACUGUGGCCACGGGGGUCCUCAAACCUGUCCUGGGGAAGCUGGCCACCCUGCUCGGCGACGAGUACAAGCGUUUUAAGGGUGUGCGCAAGGAGAUCAGGUCUCUCACUCAUGAGCUCGCCGCCAUGGAAGCUUUUCUCCUCAAGAUGUCGGAGGAGGAGGAGGAUCUCGAUGUGCAGGAUAAAGUUUGGAUGAAUGAGGUGCGGGAAUUGUCCUAUGACAUGGAGGAUGCCAUCGAUGACUUCAUUCAAAGCGUUGGUAACAAAGACGAAAAACCAGAUGGCCUCAUUGAGAAGAUCAAGAGCUCUCUAGGGAAGUUGGGAAAUAUGAAGGCUCGUCAUCGAAUCGGCAAGGAGAUUCAUGAUCUGAAGAAACAGAUCAUUGAGGUGGGUGAUAGGAACGCAAGGUACAAGGGUCGUGAGACCUUCUCCAAUACCAAAAAUGUGACCGUUGACCCUAGAGCUCUUGCUAUCUUUGAGCAUGCAUCAAAGCUCGUCGGAAUUGAUGAACCCAAGGCUGAGUUGAUCAAGUUGUUAACUGACGAGGAUGGAGUUACAUCAACACAACAACAAGUGAAGAUGGUCUCCAUUGUUGGAUCGGGAGGAAUGGGCAAAACAACUCUUGCAAACCAAGUGUAUCAAGAGCUGAAAGAGAAAUUCAAGUGUAAGGCUUUCAUAUCAGUGUCACGAAAUCCAGAUAUGAAAAAUAUCUUGAGAACCCUCCUAAGUGAAGUUGGGUGUCAAGAUUAUGCUGACACCGAAGCAGGGAGCAUACAACAACUAAUAAGGAAGAUUACCGACUACCUAGCAGAAAAAAGGUAUUUUAUAGUGAUUGAUGACAUAUGGGAUGUUAAAACAUGGGAUGUUAUUAAGUAUGCAUUUCCCAUGACCAGAUGCGGUGGUGUAAUAAUCACCACUACUCGGCUGAGUGAUGUUGCAUGUUCAUGUCAUUCAUCAAUCGGUGGCCAUAUUUAUAAUAUAAGGCCUCUUAAUAUGGAGCACUCAAGACAGCUAUUCAAAAUAAGAUUAUUCAGCUCUGAAGAAGAUUGCCCUUCAUCGCUCGUGAAAGUUUCUAAUCAAAUCUUGGAAAAGUGUGAUGGGUUGCCUUUGGCAAUCAUUGCUAUAGCUGGUUUGUUGGCUAACACAGGAAGAUCAGAGCAUCUAUGGAACCAAGUGAAAGAUUCAAUUGGUCGUUCACUUGAAAGGAAUCCUAGUGUCGAAGUAAUGAUAAAGAUAUUGUCACUUAGUUACUUUGAUCUUCCUCCGCAUCUAAAAACAUGUCUCCUGUAUCUCAGUAUAUUUCCGGAAGAUUCUAUUAUUGAGAAGAAAAUACUAAUAUCAAGAUGGAUUGCCGAAGGAUUCAUUCACAAAGAAGGUAGAUAUACUGCAUAUGAGGUAGGAGUGAGGUGUUUCAAUGAGCUCGUCAACAGGAGUUUGAUCCAACUUGUGAAGACAAAUAGUUUUAAGGGGAAGAGCUGUCGAGUUCACGACACAAUUCUUGAUUUCAUAGUAUCCAAGUCUAUUGAAGAGAACUUUGUUACUUUCAUUGGUGUCCCCAAUUUAACUACCAUGGCACAAAGCAAAGCCCGUCGUCUCUCCAUUCAAGUUGAAGCGGAAGGGAUGCCGAUGAACCUGAUAUUAUCUCAUGUCCGAUCACUUAACGUGUUCGGGAAUACAGUGAAUAUUCCUUCGAUCAUGGAGUUUAGGCAUUUGCGUGUCCUUGAUUUUGGAGGAAACAGACUAUUGGAAAACCGUCAUCUCGCGUAUGUAGGGAUGCUGUUUCAGCUAAGGUACCUCAAUUUUUACGUGACAGCAGUAAGUGAGCUCCCGGAACAAAUCGGACACUUACAGUGCUUAGAGAUGUUGGACAUCAGGCGUACAGAGGUGUCUGAGUUGCCAGCCAGUAUUGCCAAUCUCGGCAAACUUGCACACUUACUUCUUAGCUCAAAUACUGGCACAAAUGUUAAGUUUCCCGACGGAAUUGCUAAGAUGCAAGCACUGGAGGUUUUGCAUAGCGUUAACACCUGCAAUCAGUCAUAUAACUUUCUGCAAGGGCUUGGUCAGCUAAAGAAUCUGAGGAAACUGGGCAUUAACUAUCGGGGUGUUGCCCAUGAAGACAAGGAAGUUAUUGCUUCUUCUCUCGGUAAACUAUGCACACAAAACCUUUGUUCUCUAACUAUGUGGAAUGAUGAUGACGACUUCUUGCUAAAUACAUGGUGCACUUCUCCGCCGCUUAACCUCCAAAAGCUUGCCAUAUGGGGUUGUAUAUUCCCAACAGUUCCGCAUUGGGUAGGAUCACUCGUCAACCUACAGAAGUUACACUUGGAGGUGGGGAGAGGUAUCCGGCAUGAAGAUAUCUGCAUCCUUGGAGCCUUACCCGCUCUGCUCACUCUGGGUCUAGAAGGAAGAGAAAAAGAGCCUUCUUGUGAAGACGGAAGGCUGGUAGUUAGUGGUGAAGCUGGGUUCCGAUGCUUGAGGAAGUUUAAUUACUGGAGAUGGGGAGAUUGGAUGGAUCUUAUGUUUACGGCAAAAUGUAUGCCCAAACUAGAAAAACUGAAGCUUAUAUUUUACCGGCAUGCCGAAGAUGAGGCUCCCAUCAUUCCUGCUUUUGAUUUCGGGAUCGAAAACCUGUCCAGCCUCACUACUUUCAAAUGUCACCUAGGUUGUAGGCCUAUGACAACGAAAAUUGUUGACACUGUAAAGGCUUCUCUGGACAGAGUAGUCAGCGCACAUCCCAACCCCAUUACUCUAAUCUUCAGUUAUUGUUGUGUGGUCUGUAAGGAUUUCUGUGCUGGUCGAUGCCUUCUGUCUAAAAAUCUUCAGUCAUCCUCCGAAUCUACUUGA